Messenger RNA from Penicillium waksmanii, 2196 nucleotides. RefSeq lists its product as uncharacterized. The record is from RefSeq and is a predicted model, not a curated record. Lineage: Eukaryota; Fungi; Ascomycota; Eurotiomycetes; Eurotiales; Aspergillaceae. The transcript has 4 exons. The coding region runs from base 1 to 2196 and encodes 731 amino acids.
AUGAGCUCUUCCAUAACGAUACCCCGCGCUGCCGGGGUUGGCGUUACACGCCCUGCCCUCUCUCAACUAGUGGCCUCACGCACCUCUCACAGUCGAAGCAUCCUGGGCUGGGCCCGUAGCUACCAUAUCGGAAAUAAAGACAAGUUUGAGCGAAUUUCCCGCCGUAUCGACAAGUACCACCGUCAUCCCGAAGCCAACUGUUGCCGUAAGGCAGAAGCUCGUGAGGACUGGCCUUCCACGAGCCACCGCAUCGCUGGUUGGACGCUUGGCAGCUGGCGUCGCUCUCGUUCUAGCUUUUCUGAACUCUCAUCUGGUCGAGAGAAGAUUUUUUGGGAUGCUGAGAAUGAACAGAUGGCUCGGCAAAUGUCCUCGAUGAAAAAGCUCGUCUCGGAUGACCCCUACGAUGCACUUUUUGGACAUAGACUGGGUGCCUCUAGACUAGGUGCCUCCUACAUGGAGCAGAACAAUGCUCGCUGGCCGAGCUUUCUGUGGUCCUUCGUCAACGAGAAGCCUGCCUACGCUGAACCCUCCAAAGCACAUCUCCAAGACUUCAACUUCACUCGUUCCCCCUCGUCCAGCUCUCUUGGAAACCCAGAUGCCCUUCAAUAUGACCCGAUUAGUACCAAGGCCUCCGUGGACUGUCCUCCUGGCAGCGAAGUUGAGGCAAAAUUCGCUUCAAUCCCUGCUGUUCCGGAGGAUAGCAAGUUUCGCAAGACCUCGGCCAUUGCCCAUUCCCAGUCCAUCGACUGUCCACCUGGCACUGAGCUAGAUGCUCUCUACAAAACCGAACCAGACGCUCUUAAGGAGGCUAAGGUUACUGGCGUGAAGCAUGGCGAAGAGUUCACUCAAAAACCCAAUAUCAACAUAUCCUGUGCUCCAGGCAGUGAGUUGGAAGCGCUUUUUAUCUCCGAGUCGAUGCACACAGAGCAACCACAUGCCGAGACCUUUAAGGUCAAGAAAAGUGCCAAACAUUAUAACCUCGAUGCAGACUUUAACACCCGUGGAAAUGUCGAAUGUGCCCCCGGCAGCGAGCUCGAGGCCAUGUUUUCCUCCAAUCCCGCCGCUCGUGAGCUGGAAGCGAAAUUUGCUACCCAGCUAAGCCUGGGCGAGCACUACACUGCCCCCACCGAUGUACCAAACAUUGACUGUACCCCUGGAAGUGAGGUUGAGGCGAAGAUGGUUGCCGAGUCUGUCAUCCCCUUCUCCCAAGCCCCGGAGCGAUCUACUGCGAGUGUUGACCGCACUGAAAGCGUUGACUGUGCACCUGGUAGUGAACUGGAGGCACUAUUCACUGCGGAUCCCGCCUCUGCCGAGACAAUAACCCGCCCAACUAAACUCGCCCAUUCAGGCAGCACCCAGAAGGCUCCUCUCACCAUGGACUGUGCCCCCGGAAACGAGUUAGAGGCGAUGUUCGCUUCCGAAGCCGCCGCUACUGGAGCAUAUGGCAAAAUCGAGGAUGUGAGCCCGCUGCAAGCCAGCGACAUUCGAGCCGGCCGCAUCUCAGAUGUCCAAUAUGAUGGUGUCGAAGAUCGUGUCGGUGAUUUCCUAGCAUUGAACCCUGAAGCUGCGAACACUGGAUCCGCCCCCUUCCGUAUCCUAGCCUACGAUGCCGCCGCUUCGAAGGUUGCCAGCUCCGAGGCAGACUCAUUCUUCGGUGCCAAUGAGCCUGUAGAAUCGCACGAGGUUCUCUCCCGCCUCCACAACCCCGCCAAAUUUGUCCCCUACUUCGAACAAAUGCAACAAGACGGAUAUGAGAUAGCCACAGGGGGCGGCGACAUUAUCGUCUUCAGGAAAUCGUCCAACGGCUCAAUCAACCUAAUCAUGUCCCCCGAAGUCGCUGCGCGACAGGAAGCUAUCCAUGCCGACAUUGCGAAGUCCAUCCGCCAUGACUCCUAUGAUUCAUCGGAGUCCUCCUCUCGCCCUUCCACCUCUAAGCUUUCUUCAGAGUCAAAGCAGAACGCCAAACAGCACACGCGUGUGGAGGAAUCGCAGGGAUCCGGAUCAUCUACACACCCGAAACCAAAGAUCCAGUCGACAUUUUCCAAAGCAGUCCGCCGAAUUUUCAUCACCGGUACUGCCGUCGGCGCAUCGUGCUAUGCCGUUGGUGUUGUGACUGAGUACUUCCGCACAGGCGGAAAAGACGGAUAUGGCAUCGACGGAUUCACGGUAUUUGAGUCCGAUAGGCGUCAUCGGUGA